Molecule: messenger RNA, 2160 nt
Organism: Fibroporia radiculosa
Lineage: Eukaryota; Fungi; Basidiomycota; Agaricomycetes; Polyporales; Fibroporiaceae
Exons: 6
Coding region: 1-2160 (719 amino acids)
Cellular component (GO): cytoplasm
Molecular function (GO): protein binding
Source: RefSeq, a predicted model, not a curated record
AUGUCAACUGAACUUCUGGAUUUCAAGUAUCGUGAGGUUACAGUGCUACGAUUCGUUCUUAAACAUCUUCGUCAGCGCCGUUUUCUCACGCCUUUCAACGAUGUGCUCUCUCGAUCCGAUCUCGAGCUCGAACAUCCUCUAGUGACUCAGCUCUACGACAGCAUCGUGAUCAAGGGUGACUGGUCUCGGGCGGAAGAGGCUCUCCUUCCUGCCGCAUCUUCUGGACUUUUUGAUUCCUAUCGUUAUGCUCGUGCGCCACACGCCCAUUGGACCCAACUCCACGCACUCGACGCUGAUGGCUCUGAGCCUAGUCGUCGAGGCGGACACGCGAUGUGCAUAGAUGAGCAGAAUGGCCUCAUUUAUCUGUUUGGCGGAUGGGAUGGGCAGCGCAACAUGGAUGAUUUUUGGGUCUACAACGUACAUCAUGACACAUGGAAGUGCCUUAGUGCUGCAACGUCCCGUGACGAGAAUGGCCCGAGCCCGCGGGCGUGCCAUAAAAUGGUCUUCAAUAGCAAGACUGGUUCAAUAUACUUGCUUGGAAGACUGGGAGAUGGUGACUCAGCGGAUUCAGCGGACACAAGGGAUGGGAACGUAGGUUCGCCAAGGCCCACUAGCCCAGGUCGAAAUCACGAAAGGCCUACUGAUCCGCCACGAGCACGGGAUGUUACACCUCUACCCUGGCUAACAUAUCGUUCUGAGUUCUAUCGCUACGAUACUCGGGGCGUACAAGCGGGGAAAUGGACCUUACUGUCCACCGACACUUCGGUUGUUGAUGGGCCAUCUUUGAUAUUCGACCACCAGAUGGUCAUCGAAUGUGAGGCCCAAGUUAUAUGGGUGUCAGGUGGUCGUGUAGUCGAUGGUGAAUGGGAGAUAUGCAAAUAUUCGGGACUAUAUUCAUAUGACAUCCGCACUGGAUUGUGGCAGGCUCAUAUGUCAGGCUCAAACAAUGUUGAUCAAACUGCUUCAUCUCGAUUUGGCCAUUCAAUGUUGCUCGAACCCAUCUCUCGUACUCUGAUCAUAUUCGCUGGGCAGCGAGACGACAAAUAUCUCUCAGAUAUGUAUGCCUAUCAUAUUCCUUCAGGUACUAUGACCAGCCUCUUCUCCAAUUUCUCAGCUAUUGGAGGGCCCGAUGCUUGCUUCACACAAAGGGCCGCCAUCGAUCCCGAAUUGCACGAGAUCUACGUAUUUUCUGGCCUAUCUCGUAAUCGUUCUGGGAUGACAGUCUUGGAGAGCGAUGCGCCAAGCUGGGUGUACCGAUUUGAUCGACCAGACCGACCGGGAAAAUGGAGUAAAAUUCUCUUAGGUGAUUCUCCUGCCGCAUCGUCAUCUCACCCACCAGAUCGGAUGGCUCCUUCGCCGCGUUACGCACACCAGGUUGUGUAUGACUCUAUCAACAAAAUCAUAUACAUGCACGGUGGUAACUCAGGGAUCGUACGAGAUGGAAAUGAUGAUCAUGCAUCAUUCCGCGAUGCAGCCAGGGAACGGCCUCUGGAGGGACCAGAUGCAACCAAGGAGGAUCGUCUUGAUGACUUCUGGAACAUGCACUUGCAGCGGUAUGUUGUCGAUCUGUCGUAUCGAAAACUAGGUUACAAAGCUCGCUUUGGAUCCAGGCCUUUGGCGGAAGACAUCGUGCGCAGGGCAAGAUAUGACAUAAGGCAGCAACAAUUUCGCGAGAUGUGCGAGGACGCUCCCGCGGUUCAAGCACUCGCUUUCUUGCAAACAAAAGUGUCUGAAGUCGUGAACCAUUCAGAUUCAGAUGAGGCACAUAUAUUCCGCUCUCUCCUUUCCCAUCUCUUAGCUUCUACCAAACCGAUGGCACCAUCCAGUACAAGCCAGAGGCAUGCUGGGAUAUUGUCAUCUGAUCACGACCUAGCAUCGUCUGCAAAGACAGGUAGAGAUAUGUUGGCGGAUGCGCUACAAUCGGAAGACGAAGAAAUGGAGGAUCGCACCGGCGAGACGCAAGGAGGUUUGGAAUCGCAACCUGUAAUCCGCUUAGAAGAGGACCCAGCGGAGACACUAUCUGUCGGCGUACCGCCAUCAGCGGAGAGAUUCAAGCAGAGGACAGAAGUAUUCGAGAAGCUCAUGGUUUUCGUGAAGGAAGAUGCGAAGCAGCCUGAUCGAAACUUGCUAGACUUGAUCAACACAGAUGAAUAUGAAUGA